CUCUCACUUACUCACUCACUCUCUCUCUCUCCGUUUUUGCGCUCCUCCAGCAAGAAGUGCUUCCUCGCCGGGGCAUGGCAGGUGCGGCUGCCGGCUCUGAGUGCGCGCUGAGCGGCGUGUUGGUCUCCGGCUGACCGGCGGAUGUUGAUGCAGCUGGAGGUCAGCUUGUGGAAGUCCGCUCCUUGUGUUUUGUCUUUUUGCCUUCGGAACCGCGUCCUGCAAGCGGAUUAACGCCGGACACGCUUCCUGAGCAGGAUUUAAAAGAAGAUUCUCUUUUUUGGGGGGUAGCUUUUGGGAGAUAUAGGGGAUUGCUUUGGACGUGCCUCGUGCAUCCGCAGUGCGGCUGCAUGCGAAGUGACAUCUGCAGGUGCAUAAUGCCCCCCAGCUCUAAAGAGGCUUGAUCUUGUUGGACUGUACUUCCUUCCCGCUCUUCGCCGCAGCCAUGACGUCCCACGCCAGGACACGGACCUGCUUUUUUCUAUGCUGCUUCCUGUCCACCGCGGCGCCAAAGACAAUGCUGCGAGCGCCGCAGGCGUACGGAUCGGGCUCCCAAGUCAUCACGGCGUCCAUUGAGGAGGAAGAGUAUGCGUCGUUCCGCGCCGAGAACCCCGAGUGGACAUUUAACCAUCUGGCGGUGGACUAUCGCAACGGCAAUGUUUACCUCGGAGCCGUCAAUCGCAUCUACAAACUGUCGCCAGGCUUGGAGGUGCAGGUGUCGCACCAAACCGGCCCGGAUGAGGACAACCGCAAGUGCUACCCGCCCCGCAUCGUCCAGCCUUGCAGUGAGCCCCUCACGCUCACCAACAACGUCAACAAGAUGCUGCUGAUGGACUACCGGGAAAACCGGCUGCUAGCUUGCGGCAGCCUCUACCAGGGCAUCUGCAAACUCCUGCGCCUGGACGACCUCUUCAAGCUCGGGGAGCCCUUCCACAAGAAGGAACACUACCUCUCUGGCGUCAAUGAGAGCGGCUCUGUGUUUGGCGUCAUCGUCUCUUACGGCAACGCCUCCCCGGACAUGCUUUUUGUAGCCACGGCGGUGGACGGCAAGCCGGAGUACUUCCCAACCAUCUCCAGUCGCAAGUUGGCCAGGAAUUCUGAGGAGGAUGGGAUGUUCGCCUACGUCUUCCAUGAUGAGUUUGUGGCCUCCAUGAUUAAGAUCCCCUCGGACACCUUCACCGUGAUACCAGACUUUGACAUCUAUUACAUUUAUGGCUUUGCCAGUGGCAACUUUGUCUACUUCUUGACGUUGCAGCCUGAAAUGGGGGGCGGCCCCACCACGGGGUCCUCCUCAGCAGGGAGAGAGCAGGUCUACACCUCCAAGAUAGUCCGCCUCUGUAAAGCAGACACCGCCUUUAACUCCUACGUGGAGGUGCCCAUCGGAUGCGUCAGCGGCAACGUGGAGUACCGACUGCUGGAGGCGGCCUACCUGUCCAAAGCCGGCGCCAACUUGGCACGCUCGCUGGACGUGGCGCCGGACGACGACGUGCUGUUCGCCGUGUUCUCCAAAGGACAGAAGAGGCGGCCGCGGCAGGAAUCCCAGGACUCGGCGUUGUGCGUGUUUUCCCUGCGGAAGAUCAACGAGAAGAUCAAGGACAGGCUGCAGUCCUGCUACAAGGGCGAGGGCACCUUGGACCUGGCUUGGCUCAAGGUCAAAGAUAUCCCCUGCAGCAGUGCGCUCCUGACCAUCGACGACGACUUCUGCGGCCUGGACAUGAACGCGCCGCUGGGCGUCUCGGAGAUGGUGCGCGGCAGGCCCCUCUUCUCGGACGCCAACGACAAAAUGACCUCGGUGGUGGCCUACGUCUACAAGAACCACUCGCUGGUCUUCGUGGGCACCAAGAGCGGACGCGUGAAGAAGAUACGAGUGGACGGCUCCUCACGGGCCCUGCAGUACGAGACGGUGCAAGCGGUGGAAAGCGGACCCAUCCUGCGCGACAUGGCCUUCUCUUCCGACCACCUCUACCUCUACGUCAUGUCUGAGACCCAGCUUUCAAGGAUGCCCGUGGAAGCCUGUGGUCAGUACUCCACCUGCGGCGAAUGCCUGGGCUCAGGAGACCCUCACUGCGGCUGGUGUGUCCUGCACAACACGUGCACCCGAAAGGAGAAAUGCGAGCGUUCGUCGGAGCCUCGCCGCUUCGCAUCUGACAUCAAGCAGUGUGUGCGUCUCAGCGUGCACCCCAACAACAUCUCCGUGUCCCAGUUCAGUGUGACGCUGGUCCUGGAAGCCCACAACGUCCCAGAACUGUCCGCCGGGGUCAACUGCACCUUCGAGGACCUGGCGGAGAUGAGCGGCCUGGUAGAGGGGAACCGCAUCAGGUGCUCCUCUCCCGCCGAGAAGGAGAUGCCUCGCGUUAUCGUCGACAAAGGCGACCACCAGAUCGUCCAGCUCUAUCUCAAGUCCAAGGAGACAGGCUUGACGUUUGCAAACACCAGUUUCGUCUUCUACAACUGCAGCGUCCACAAGUCGUGCUUGUCCUGUGUGAGCAGCCCAUACCAGUGCCACUGGUGCAAAUACAGACACGACUGCACCCACGACCCCAGGACGUGUUCCUUCCAGGAGGGGCGAGUCAAGAAAGCAGAGGAGUGUCCCCAGCUGCUGCCGGCAGACCGCAUCCUGGUCCCAGUCAACGUGGUGAAGCCCAUCACCCUGCGGGCCAAGAACCUUCCUCAGCCUCAGUCGGGCCAGCGCGGCUACGAGUGCCUGCUGACCAUCCAGGGCAACGAGCAUCGCGUCCCCGCCCUUCGCUUCAACAGCUCCUCGGUGCAGUGUCAGAACACAUCGUACUUCUAUGACGGGAUGGAGAUGAGCAGCCUUCCCGUGGAGCUGACCGUCAUCUGGAACGGAGACUUCAGUAUCGACAACCCCGCCCACAACAAAGUCCACCUGUACAAGUGCGACGCCCAGCGCGGGAGCUGCGGCUUGUGCCUGAAGGCCGACCCGCUGUUUGGCUGCGUGUGGUGCAAAGGAGAGAACCGCUGCACCCUUAAGCAACACUGCCCCCACCCCGAGAAGCAGUGGCUGGAGCACAACGGCAUCAACAGCAAGUGCACGCACCCGCGAAUCACACAGAUUACCCCCCUGCGAGGUCCCAGGGAAGGCGGAACGCUCGUGACCAUCCGCGGUGAGAACCUCGGGUUGGAAUUCCGUGAGAUCCAGGGUAACGUGAAGGUGGCGGAAGUGGAGUGCACGCCCAUCCGAGACGGCUACAUCCCAGCCGAACAGAUCGUGUGCGAGAUGGGCCGAGCCGAGAAGAGUCAGUACACGGGAAACGUGCAGGUGUGCGUCGGCGUGGGCGAGUGCAGACCGGAAUUCACGGCCAAAUCCUCCAAGUAUUACUACUUUGUGAUUCCAAGGAUCCACAGCAUCAAGCCCAGUAGAGGACCCGCCUCCGGGGGCACGGUGGUCAGCAUCACAGGCAGCCAUCUGGACGCCGGCAGCAACGUGUCCAUCAUGUUUAAGGACCAGCCGUGCACCUUUCUCAAACGCGACGGCCUGUGGCUGACGUGCCGCACCCACGCGUCCCUGCACGGCUACGGCAACGUGUCCGUGUCGGUGAGCAUCGACAAGGCCCAGCUCCAGAAAGACCUUCGCUUCGAGUACGUGGAGGACCCCACCAUCACCAAGAUAGAGCCCGAGUGGAGCAUCUACAGUGGACACACUCCGGUGACGGUGACGGGGACAAACCUGGACAUCAUCCAGACGCCUCUCAUCAGAGCCAAAUACAACAAGCAUGAGACGCUCAAUUUGUGCCAGGUUGUGAGCCCGACGUCCAUGCAGUGCCAGGCCCCGGAGCUCCCCAUCAGCCUGGCCCACCAGCAGGAGGUGCCCGAGAGGCCCGACGAGUUCGGCUUCAAGCUGGACGACGUGCAGGCCGUUAUGGCGCUCAACAACACCAACUUCAUCUACUACCCCAACCCUGAGUUUGAGCUUCUGAGCGCCUCCGGGGUGCUGGAGCUUAAACCCGGAUCACCCAUCAUACUGAAGGGACGGAACUUCCUCCCGCCGACCAACAGUGGCAACGGCAAGAUGAACUACACGGUUCUUAUCGGAGAGAAGCCCUGCAUGUUGACCGUGUCUGAGACCCAGCUGCUGUGCGAGUCACCCAACCUGACAGGUCGCCACAAGGUUCUGGCUCGCGUGGGCGGAAUCGAGUUCUCCCCCGGCGUGGUCCACAUCACGUCGGACAGCCCGCUCAGCAGCACGGCCAUCAUCGGCAUCGCGGCGGCCGGCGCCCUGCUCCUCCUCGCCAUCGUCAUGGUGCUCAUCGCCUACAAGCGCAAGUCCCGCGAGAGCGACCUGACGCUGAAGAGGCUCCAGAUGCAGAUGGACAACCUGGAGUCGCGGGUGGCCCUGGAGUGCAAGGAAGCUUUUGCAGAGCUACAAACAGACAUCCAUGAGCUGACCAGUGACUUGGAUGGUGCAGGAAUCCCCUUCUUGGACUACAGGACCUACACCAUGAGGGUUCUCUUCCCCGGCAUUGAGGAGCAUCCUGUUCUCAGAGACUUGGAGGUGCCAGGCUACCGUCAGGAUCAGGUGGAGAAAGGCCUGAAGCUCUUCGGUCAGCUGAUCAACAACAAGGUCUACCUGCUGUGCUUCAUCCGCACGCUGGAAGCCCAGAGGGGCUUCUCCAUGCGCGACCGCGGCAACGUGGCCUCGCUAAUCAUGACCGUGCUGCAGAGCAAGCUGGAGUACGCCACCGACGUCCUCAAGCACCUGCUGUCUGACCUCAUCGACCGCAACCUGGAGAGCAAGAACCAUCCCAAGCUGCUGCUGCGCAGGACCGAGUCUGUGGCGGAGAAAAUGCUGACCAACUGGUUCACCUUUCUGCUCUACAAGUUUCUCAAGGAGUGCGCCGGAGAGCCGCUCUUCUCGCUCUUCUGCGCCAUCAAGCAGCAGAUGGAGAAAGGCCCCAUUGACUCCAUCACGGGGGAGGCGCGCUACUCGCUCAGCGAGGACAAGCUCAUCAGACAGCAGAUCGACUACAAGACGCUGGUGGUGAACUGCAUCCACCCCGAGAACGAGAAGAGUCCAGAGAUCCAGGUGAAGGUGCUCAACUGCGACACCAUCAGCCAGGUGAAGGAGAAGAUCCUGGACGCCAUCUACAAGAACGUGCCGCACUCGCACCGCCUCAAAGCCUCCGACAUGGACCUGGAGUGGCGUCAAGGGCGAGCUCAGCGCGUGAUCUUGCAAGAUGAGGACGUCACCACCAAGAUCGAAGGCGACUGGAAGAGGUUAAACAUGCUGGCCCACUAUCAGGUGCCCGACAACGCAGUGAUGGCCCUGGUCCCCAAGCAAGUCACGGCCUACAACUCCGUCAACAACUCCACCGUGUCCCGAACCUCCGCCAGCAAAUACGAGAACAUGAUCAAGUACACGGGAAGCCCAGACAGCCUGCGCUCGCGGACGCCCAUGAUCACGCCCGACUUGGAGAGCGGCGUCAAGUUGUGGCACCUGGUCAAGAACCACGAGCACGGCGACCAGAAGGAGGGCGACCGCGGCAGCAAGAUGGUGUCCGAGAUCUACCUGACCAGACUUCUGGCUACCAAGGGCACGCUGCAGAAGUUUGUGGACGACCUGUUCGAGACCAUCUUCAGCACGGCGCACAGGGGCAGCGCCCUGCCGCUCGCCAUCAAGUACAUGUUCGACUUCCUGGACGAGCAGGCCGACAAACACAGCAUCCACGACCCGCACGUGCGGCACACGUGGAAGAGCAACUGCCUACCUCUGCGUUUCUGGGUGAACGUGAUCAAGAACCCUCAGUUCGUCUUCGACAUCCACAAGAGCAGCAUCACCGACGCCUGCCUGUCCGUGGUGGCCCAGACCUUCAUGGACUCCUGCUCCACCUCGGAGCACCGCCUUGGGAAGGACUCGCCCUCCAACAAGCUGCUGUACGCCAAGGACAUCCCCAGCUACAAGAGCUGGGUGGAGAGGUACUACUCUGACAUCAGCAAGAUGCCGGCCAUCAGCGACCAGGACAUGAACGCCUACUUGGCCGAGCAGUCGCGUAUGCACAUGAACGAGUUCAACAGCAUGAGCUCCCUGAGCGAGAUCUACUCCUACGUGGGCAAAUACACAGAGGAGAUUGUUUGUGCACUGGAGCAGGACGACGCCGCCAGGAAACAACGGCUGGCCUUCAAGCUGGAGCAGGUGGUGGCCUUCAUGACGCUGGAGAGCUGAGGACCGCACUUCCCAGGGUGCACUGGGAAGACGACCAGGAAGACGAAGACCCCGCCUCCCCAUCCCUGCUCCGUACACUUGUCCGAAAAACCGAGCCGUGCCUGAGCGAAAACCUGUUCCUGGUUUUUUUUCUGCUUCCUUAAUUGUUUUCCCCGCUGCUGCCCCCUACUGGAGACAUUUUUACGUUGCCUUGGAGGAUUUACACUGGCGGCAUGCAAGCCAAACGAGGAGGUUACACUGAGCAGACAUCCGGGCCUAACAAUGUUCCUGCCACCUUCCGCUCGUAGCCGGACUUGCAUUGAAGACCAAGGGUGCGUUCACGCUCGUCGGUUAAAAGGAACCCCGGUGCGUUUGCUCUGCUUGUACUAGCACGAUAGUACUUCCUGGUAACCCAGGUGUGUCCAGGCGUUAUGUGCAGCCUGCAGCUCAUUUUUUUAUUGGAACCCAAAAUGAGAAUAAUUCCAAACGGCUUGCUUUGUUUUUAACUGCAUUUCCUUACAUUGCACUGGUUAGGUGUUCGGGCAGGGGUGUCCAAAGUGCGGCCCAGGGGCAUUUUUGCCCUGCGGCUGUUUUUUUAUUGGCCCGCGGCAUAUUCUAAAAAUAUAAUUUAACAAGAAAAUCAGCUGUAAUUUUCUAAAAUAAGAUAUUGAGAGAAAAAAGUUGUAAUCUAACGGCAAAGAGAGGUAAUUUUACAAAAAUGAGGAAGGAAAAUAACAUCAUUUUAGUAGCAUAGCAAGGUGGAAGUGCUAAAGAAAAAAGUCGUAAUAUGAAAAACAAAACCAGAUAAAGAAAAUUCAGUUGGGGAAAAAAUUAUAAUGAUACAAGUAAAAAGUCAAAAUAUUAUGGAAAUAAAGUUCUAAUAUUAUUAGAAGAAAAUUUACAAGAAGAGAGUUGACCUAGCUGGGGAAGAAAAUGUCAUUUUAAAAAUAUUAAGAGAAAAAAGUCAUAUUCUAAUGAGUAUAAACUUUUAAUAUAAUAACAUAUGUAUUAUGUGUUAUGUAUAUGUAUUCUAUAUUACAAUAUAAUAACAACAGCAAUACAUAGUAAUAAUAAUAUAAUAAACUUAACAAUAUUAUGAGGAAAAAUGCCAUUUUUAGUAGCAUAGAGUUGAAAUUAGGGAUUCUCCGAUUUAUGCUGCAGAUUCCGAUAUCGAUCAUCCAGGAGUGAAAUCGGCCGUUACCGAUCACAUGGAUUAAUUAUCAAUUUUUCAAUGUAUUUAUAAUGAGUGCUUAUUGGCCAGGGCUGCCGUCUGACUUACUGGACAACUCCUGAAACUUCUGGAGGAUGAGACGCCUUCUUUAAGGAGACUUUGGCAAACUUCCACCGCUGAGAAAGGCUGCUCUCGUCCGAUGAAUUCAAUUGUUUUUCGGGUUACUAGCUUAGCCAUCUGACUGUCACACACAUACGGGUGAGUGGCUGCGUUAGCGGCAGACGUGAUUGCUUUUAUUUUGAGGCAAAGUGGGAGGACGACGCUGCCAAAUAUGUUAGUUCGGGCAAGACGCUACACUGCACGAAAGGAUGGCUGCGGCUGCAUUAGUGCUAGCCACAGGUGAUCGACUUUUGGGCUCAGCGUUGAAAGGCAUGUAUUGGCAUAUGCCGAUCUCGUGAUUUUUUACGGAAAUCGGCCGAUACGGAUCGGUGGUCGAUCUAUCGGAGCAUCCCUAGUUGAAAUAUUAAAAUAAUAUUAUGGGAAUAAAGUCAUAAUAUUACGAGAAGAAAACCUAUGAAGACUAUUUAAGAAGAACGUUACAAUGUUUGGAAAAUUGAAAAAAAUGUGGGAAAAAGAGCAAAGUUGAUACUAAUAACAUGCUUUUUCAGCUCUAUCCCAAACCUGAGAGGCACUAUUUUCUUGAAGUAUAUAAUAUGCUAUAAUAUAAUAUAAUAUAAUAUGCUAUAAUAUAAAAUAAUAUAAUAUAAUAUAAUAUACCUGUGUACAAAAUAUCAAAGUGGCAAAGUUGCAUCCUUUCAUUUUUCACCAUGUGGCCCUCGCUGGAAAAACGUUGGGACACCUCUGGGUUAGCAUGCCAUGAAAUCAAUGAGUCAUUUUUCCAGUGGAAAAGGUUUGGACGGCCCUGCUUUAACCCAACCGAGCGUGAACGCACCCUUAAAGAGGUAAGGGCUCAGGAGGGACAAACUGCCCAGCGCACCUUUAUGAAUAGCAUUAGCAUCCCUGCUUCCGUUUGGCUUACAUGGCUCACGUAAAGACAAAAACAAAACAACAAAAAAAAAGGUGGACCGCCCCUUUGUAGAAGCACACUGUGGCACAACCUGCACAGACGCGCACAACAACAAGGGAAAAAGAAAAAAAAGCACCGACGUCCCGGGAUGUUCUUACAUGUGUGGACUUUUCAAAGUUGCUCAGCCUAAAAACCAAAGGAGCUUGACAUUUUCACAGAAAAACAACAACAACAAAAAGAAGUGCCACCGAGGAAAAAUCUAAAAACUAUGUCUUCAUUGUGACUGGAAGCUGUGUGAUACUUUCUGACCUCAGUUUGUGGAGAUGCUCCUCCUGGUUCCUGUUUUGCACAAGCAGAUGGAGUGUAGCUGCAGACAAAGACGAGGAGGAGGGACAAGAACACUAAGACUUUUUGGAUGUGAAAGACGACUUUCUACCCCUCUGCCCUUUCUUUUGCCUUGACAACGUGCCCCGUGUGGUGAUAUGUGAAUGUGCGGCGAGCGGCCGACCCUCUCGGCCCACCUUGGCUCCUUUAUUGGCUUUUUUAAGCGCAUGUAAAACCAUUUAACUUAUUUAAGGGAAAAAAAUGAAGAAAAACAAGCCUUGCAAUGAUGAUGAUGAUGUGUUCUUUUUACUUUAUUUUGCUUGAACGACUGGAGAGAGGGGUGGGGUAAGCUUCUAGUGGUUGCUUUAAGGUGGAACCUUUAUUCAUGCUGCAGAAGCCGAAUGACGACAAAUGCUACACAACCCCGUGCACGUUGGAUAAAAAGGCUUUAACUUUCCUUUGCAAGCAUCUGUUGUGGUGUUCUCCACGGAAACGCGCAACAUAUCAGAGACGCGCACAUGACUCCAUCCAUUAGCAGCGUUGUGUCCGAGUCGUGUGACAGCGUCACUUCCUUUGCUUGCACAGAUAAAGUUUCCACCUUAAAAGAAACAUUUUGUAGGAACUUAAACGUCCUCGUAGCACAGUAUUAUUAGCAAACAUGCUAGAGUUAAAAAAAAAAAACCUUUAGUAGACCAUAUUUGAAAGAUAUCUUAUCAAGAGGUUAAAAAAACAGCCCAGGGGGAUAAAAGGUGAGCUUCUCUAACUUUGUUAUAAUUCAUUGUAUACCUGUGUAUGUAAAUAUAAUGCAUUCCUAUUUUGCAGUCCAGAACAAAAUACUAUUUGUAAUAUAGAAUAAACUUUAUUAAGAAACCAAA
Messenger RNA from Dunckerocampus dactyliophorus (ringed pipefish), 9554 nucleotides. RefSeq names its product plexin A4 (gene plxna4). Gene Ontology annotation, molecular function: protein binding; semaphorin receptor activity. The record is from RefSeq and is a predicted model, not a curated record. Bases 443 to 6178 code for a protein of 1911 amino acids. NCBI's taxonomy places the organism in Eukaryota, Metazoa, Chordata, Actinopteri, Syngnathiformes, Syngnathidae. Gene Ontology annotation, cellular component: semaphorin receptor complex. Gene Ontology annotation, biological process: regulation of GTPase activity; negative regulation of cell adhesion; semaphorin-plexin signaling pathway involved in axon guidance. The transcript is spliced from 32 exons.